Messenger RNA from Zerene cesonia (dogface butterfly), 1626 nucleotides. RefSeq names its product thioredoxin domain-containing protein 5 homolog. The transcript is spliced from 8 exons. Gene Ontology annotation, molecular function: protein disulfide isomerase activity. Gene Ontology annotation, cellular component: endoplasmic reticulum. The record is from RefSeq and is a predicted model, not a curated record. Bases 191 to 1579 code for a protein of 462 amino acids. Gene Ontology annotation, biological process: protein folding. Lineage: Eukaryota; Metazoa; Arthropoda; Insecta; Lepidoptera; Pieridae.
CUGUAUCCGUCAAAUGUGGGUGAAAAUUUGAUAUCCAAUAACCACUCUAUUUGACUAUACAGUAUAGUUUUCAAUAAAUUGUUAUUGAAGAUUUUAUUACCUUCUAUUAUUAGAAGUAAAAUGUGUUAAGAUUGAGAUGUGCUCAUUUUUCGAAUAAGCAUAAAAUCAUAAUAUUAAAAUAUAAAACAAAAUGUUUCCAUGUACAUUUGCGCUAGCUUUCGUUUUUAUGUUAAGUUUACCAGAUCAUGUUGCUCCGGUGGAGGGUUCAGUGUUUGAAUAUGAUCCAGAAAUGUUUAAAUUACAAAUCCAAGAAAUGGAUGGCAACUUUAUAAUGUUCUAUGCACCUUGGUGUCGACAUUGCACCGAAUUUGAACCGAUAUGGACUGAGCUAGGCGAAUUAAUAAAUACUGAGGGAUCCAGGUUUGUUAUUGCUCAGAUGGAUUGCACAAAAUAUCCAAAAUUGUGUCAUGAAAAUGACAUAACAGGAUAUCCAACAUUGUUAUACUUUCCCAAAAAUUCAUUUUCACCCAUUGAAUAUAAAGGGACAAGAGAUCUUCCUUCACUUACACUGUUUUUAAGUGAGGUUUUCACCAUGGGGAAGGAUGUUGAUGAGAAACCUGAAAGAGAAACAACUGAAGUAAAAAUAUAUAGUGGUAUGGCAUAUUUAAAUGAUCAAAAUAUAGAAAAAUUUAUAUCAAGUGGACAGCAUUUUAUAAUGUUUUAUGCACCGUGGUGUAGGGGUUCACAGAUGUUAGGGCCGAUAUGGGCCAAGUUGGCGAUGCAAUAUGCAAAUAAUGAGUACAUACAAAUUGGUCAAGUCAAUUGUAUGCUUAAUGAAAUGACUUGCAAGAACUUUGAUAUCAAGCAGUACCCAUACCUGUUAUGGAUUUUUAAUGGAAGAAUUAUGGGUGUCGCUGUAGAAACAUACACAUUGGAAGAUUUAACAGAAUAUGUUGAGAAAAUGCUGCUAACUGAAAAUCAUGACCCAGAUAAAUUCAUGAAGAAAAAGAAAGCAUUGCCGGUUGCAAGAAUAACAGAGGAAACAUUUGAGACAUUCUUGCAAAAAGAUCUGGUGUUCAUUAAUUAUUUUGCACCUUGGUGCGCCCAUUGUAUGCAAUUAGGUCCUCUCUGGAUGAAGCUGGGUGAGAAAUUCCAGAAUGAACCCAGGGUACUGAUAGCUGAUGUUGAUUGUGUUAGAUCAAAAACUGUUUGUGAAAUGGAGAAGAUUAAUGGUUUACCAACACUUAUUUUAUACAAACACAAGGAAAUUGUCAAUAUUGAACAUGGUGGCCGACCUCUAGAGAGCUUGGUUAGUUUAGUUAAUGAACAUUUACAAAACUCCACUAAAAAAGAAACAGAUGCGGAGAAAUCAGAUCUGGUAUCAAAUGAUGCUAAUCUUGAUAAAGCCAGUCAAGAAAGCAAUGAGUUAGAUAGUGCAGAAAAAGAUAAAACAGUUGACGAUGAAAUAAUCAUACAAGACGAAACAAAUAAACUACCAGAAAAUUUUCAUGAUUUGGAUGAAGUAGUGGAAGUGAAUGAUGAUGAUGAAAAGGAAUUGCUUACCAAAGAUGAACUUUAAUAGAUAUUUCAUAGGUAGAGAAAUAAAAUAUUAUUUAUUUGAUCUCA